Vombatus ursinus (common wombat) is the source of this 3012-nucleotide messenger RNA. It is a transcript of the gene PIP4K2C, whose product is annotated as phosphatidylinositol-5-phosphate 4-kinase type 2 gamma. The record is from RefSeq and is a predicted model, not a curated record. Gene Ontology annotation, molecular function: phosphatidylinositol kinase activity. The coding region runs from base 16 to 1281 and encodes 421 amino acids. Gene Ontology annotation, biological process: phosphatidylinositol metabolic process. The transcript has 10 exons. Lineage: Eukaryota; Metazoa; Chordata; Mammalia; Diprotodontia; Vombatidae.
CGCGCGGGGCAGGCUAUGGCGUCGUCUUCUGCCUCGUCGGCCACCGUACCGGCAGCGGCAGCGGGCCCCGGCCCGGGUUUCGGCUUCGCCUCCAAGACCAAGAAGAAGCAUUUCGUGCAGCAGAAGGUGAAGGUGUUCCGGGCCGCUGACCCGCUCGUGGGCGUGUUCCUGUGGGGCGUCGCCCACUCGAUCAAUGAGCUUAGCCAGGUCCCACCCCCUGUAAUGCUGCUUCCAGAUGACUUUAAGGCUAGCUCCAAGAUCAAAGUCAACAAUCACCUCUUCCACAGGGAGAACCUGCCUAGUCACUUCAAGUUCAAGGAGUAUUGUCCCCAGGUCUUCAGGAACCUUCGAGAUCGAUUCGGGAUUGAUGACCAAGACUACCAGGUUUCUCUUACCCGAAGUCCCCCAAAUGAGAGUGAGGGCAGUGAUGGGCGAUUCCUUGUGUCAUAUGAUCGAACUCUGGUCAUCAAAGAGGUUUCUAGUGAGGACAUUGCUGACAUGCAUAGCAACCUCUCCAACUACCACCAGUAUAUAGUCAAGUGUCAUGGCAACACGCUGCUCCCCCAGUUCCUGGGAAUGUACCGGGUAAGCGUUGACAAUGAAGACAGCUACAUGCUUGUAAUGCGAAACAUGUUCAGCCACCGGCUCCCUGUGCACAGGAAGUACGACCUCAAGGGUUCCUUGGUAUCACGGGAAGCCAGUGAUAAAGAAAAGGUUAAAGAAUUGCCCACACUGAAGGAUAUGGACUUUCUCAACAAGAACCAGAAAGUUUAUAUUGGUGAGGAGGAGAAGAAAGUAUUUUUGGAAAAGCUAAAGAGAGAUGUAGAGUUUUUGGUACAGCUGAAGAUUAUGGACUACAGCCUCCUCUUGGGUAUCCAUGAUAUCGUUCGGGGGACAGAACCAGAGGAAGAAGGACUUGGAAGAGAGGAGCAACCUGAAGGGGAGGGGGACUGUGGUAUGGCAGGGCCUCCAGUUUUGGUUGGCUCCUGUGGCACCUCCCCUGAGGGAAUCGGAGGCUAUAUCCAUGCUCACCGACCCUUAGGCCCUGGCGAGUUUGAGUCCUUCAUUGAUGUCUAUGCCAUCCGAAGUGCUGAAGGGGCCCCCCAGAAAGAGGUAUAUUUCAUGGGCCUCAUUGACAUCCUCACCCAGUAUGAUGCCAAGAAGAAGGCAGCUCAUGCCGCAAAGACUGUCAAGCAUGGGGCUGGCGCAGAGAUCUCUACUGUCCAUCCUGAUCAAUAUGCCAAGCGGUUCCUAGAUUUCAUCACCAACAUCUUUGCCUAGGAGACUGAUUGGCACUCUAUGACGCCUCCUUUGACUUGGGUCGGGGAGGAAGAAGUGACAGGGCUGCAGGGGGAGACUGAAGGAGUUAGGGGUGUCUUCUUCCUUAGCUGAGUCCAGGUUGCCUCUCCCUACUCCCAGAGUGAUGUCUUCCCUGCAUCUUGUCCUAACCACACCACCCCCAGAGUCAGCUUCGUUAGAGUUUUACUGAGGACUUUUUUUUUUCUCUCCCAAGUGCCUUGAUCUUUGUAAAACGUCAUGUUAUUUUUGUAAAAUAGGAGGAGCUGGAUUGGUUGGGGGGAGGGGUAUCUUCUGACCCUGGCAGGAUCAGUGACUCUGGUUCUAGGUGUUGCUCUAACCUGGAAAGCUUGAGUCAGCCUGGCUUGAACUUUGCUGUUUAAUUUUAUUGGAGGCAGAGGCUCGCUCUUCACUCUUCCAACAUUCCCCCAUGUACCUGGUGCAGAUGUGGAUGCAGCAGUGUGCAUAAGAUGUGGUAGCCAGUCUUACUCACUGAAGUGGGGGGGUGUGUGUGGAAGAUAGUCAGCAGGCUGGCUUCCCACUGGGUUGGGGGCUUGAGAGAUUUUUUGGCUUUGUCAGGAACUUUGAAUGGUUCCCUAGCCCUUUCCUCAGUGUCCUGGGCACCUAAGUCUUGAAGCAUCCUCACUGUCUAGGCCCAAGUUGGGGUUGUUUGGUUGCUGCUGCUGGAUACCAGAGCCUCUGUCCCUACCUGGGACUGGUAUUUAGGUGGCUGGUCUGGGAGACUGGGGUGAAGAAAGAUUCUGGAGCUAAAAGCUCACUAUAUUUAAUAUUACUUUCUCUUUGUCUAGUUAUUUCUGGGUGUUGUUCCAGGGGCAGGGGAAUUCCUCAGUCUGGACCAAACCUGGUUAUCUUUGGGGUGAAUUGAACCCAGCACCAUUCCUUCUUCCCCUUUCCUUUCACCUUUGUUAUCAGCCUACCCCCAACCUGUCUUGUGCUGCUGUCAUAUGUCCCCAGAAUAGGUGACAUUGUCAUCCCUAUUCCCUACGUCCUGAGAGGAAUCAGCCAUAACUGCCCCUCCCUAAAUUGUAUAGGAGUAGUAUACCUAACUGGGGUUUGAGGGGCAUCAGAAGAGUAUGAGCCUUAGGGGAAAGGGGUAUAGAUUCACUUCGGAGUUGAGACAAUCACUCCUUCCUAGGUUUCUCCAGUAUUGUCCAAGGUUAUGAGUCAGUGCAAUACUCCCUGUGUGGCUAGACUGUACUGUCAACAGGAGAUAGCCUUGUGAAUAUUUUCCCCCACCUACUCCCUUGCCCCCACUUUUAAUCUUUAGGAGGAGGAAACUGAAGCGCGCUCGUGUGUAUGUCUGUGUGUCUGUGUGGUGUGAGAUGUCUGAUAUCUGCCUUCCUCUUGUCUUCCCUCCAGGGCCCUGGUUGAACUUACCCUUUCCCCCAUCUUUCCCCUGUCUCAAUGCAAUAAAAUUUAGGACACCAGCAACUGCCUUUCUUUAAAAAUUGGUUUUCUGACCAUGUAGCUGAUGCAUCGGGGGCAGUGUGGGUGUCUUCAUUUGUUGCAACGUCUCUGUCUCUGUCUCUCUCUCCCCCUCUCUCCCCCUCCCUCUCUCCCCCCCCCUUUCCUUCUCUCUCUCUUUUUCUCUCUCUCUCUUUGGUUAAAAAAAUGAAAGAAAAAUAAUCUUGGAUAUUCCUAUUCUUGCUGUAUCAAUAUAGAAGUAAAUUAUUAAACCUAAACUGCUUCCUCUUA